AUGGGCAGCUUAGCAACCGGUGCCGCCCAGGGCAACUUCCUCUUCACCUCCGAGUCCGUCGGCGAGGGCCACCCAGACAAGAUCGCUGAUCAGGUUUCUGAUGCCGUUCUCGAUGCCUGUCUCGCUGAGGAUCCCCUCUCCAAGGUUGCUUGCGAGACUGCCACCAAGACCGGUAAAUCACCACCAAGGCUCGUCUUGACUACCAGAAGAUCAUCCCGUGAUGCCAUCAAGGACAUCGGAUACGAUGACUCUGCCAAGGGUUUUGACUACAAGACCUGCAACGUCCUUGUUGCCAUCGAGCAGCAGUCCCCUGACAUCGCUCAGGGUCUUCAUUACGAUGAGGCUUUGGAGAAGUUGGGUGCCGGUGACCAGGGUAUCAUGUUCGGAUAUGCCACCGAUGAGACCCCUGAACUCUUCCCAUUGACCAUCCAGCUUGCCCACAAGCUUAACCGUGCCAUGAAGGAGGCCCGCAAUGACGGCUCCCUCCCAUGGCUCCGCCCAGACACCAAGACCCAGGUCACCAUUGAGUACGCCCAUGACAACGGUGCCGUCAAGCCCGUCCGCGUCGACACCGUCGUCGUCAGUGCCCAGCACAGUGAGGAUAUCACCACUGAGGUCCUCCGAAAGGAGAUCCUCGAGAAGAUCAUCAAGAAGGUCAUCCCAGCCAACCUUCUCGACGACCGCACCAUCUACCACAUCCAGCCAUCUGGCCUCUUCAUCAUCGGUGGUCCCCAGGGUGACGCCGGUCUCACUGGCCGUAAGAUCAUCGUCGACACCUACGGUGGCUGGGGUGCCCACGGUGGUGGUGCUUUCUCCGGAAAGGACUACUCCAAGGUCGACCGCUCUGCUGCCUACGUCGCCCGCUGGAUCGCCAAGUCCAUCGUCCACUCCAAGCUCGCCCGCCGUGCCCUCGUCCAGCUCUCCUACGCCAUCGGUGUUGCCGAGCCCCUCUCCAUCUUCGUCGAGACCUACGGCACCUCCAACAAGACCUCCGACGAGCUCGUCGAUAUCAUCCGAAAGACCUUUUUGGGGCGCCCCGGUGUCCAGACUCGACCUCGCCAAGCCCAUCUACUCCAGCCGCAGACGCACUUCACCGACCAGAGCUUCUCUGAAGAAGCCAAAGACCCUCAACUACUAAGCAUCUCUCUCUACCCUUCCCCUCUCCUCGUCCGCCCUCUCUCCUAUACUUCCGGUCUCCUAUCUAAUUAA
This is a messenger RNA of Nannizzia gypsea CBS 118893, 1209 nucleotides long. RefSeq names its product S-adenosylmethionine synthetase. Gene Ontology annotation, molecular function: ATP binding; methionine adenosyltransferase activity. The transcript has 4 exons. Gene Ontology annotation, cellular component: cytosol. Gene Ontology annotation, biological process: S-adenosylmethionine biosynthetic process. The record is from RefSeq and is a predicted model, not a curated record. Lineage: Eukaryota; Fungi; Ascomycota; Eurotiomycetes; Onygenales; Arthrodermataceae. Bases 1 to 1209 code for a protein of 402 amino acids.